AGUUAUCACACAUAAGGUUUCAAACGUCGAUUUUUUUCUACUCUCGAAAUGGCCAAUCAGUUAGUUUAUGGCCUACUGCUGUUGACAACAGCUACAGCUGCCAGUGCUGCAGCAGGCAUUGAAGGUGGUGCACCUGCCAACAUUAGCGACCGCUCAUACCUUAUCUCAUUUCACGAUGAAAAUGGUGUACCCGUUUGCGCAGGUGCUUUAAUUAAAAAGAAUAUCGCUGUUACCGCUGCCUCCUGUUUUGCUUUCCACAAUGGUUGGAAAUUUGCUGUGGGUGUGCAUAAUGGCGCUAAAUUUUUAAAAGUUUCGGAUUAUACCUUCAGUGCUCGCUUCGGCUAUAACACAUGGGAUAAUGAUAUAGCCGUUCUUAGGCUGACAGAAUCCGUCGAGGCUAAUUACUUGACGUUAGCUAGCCAACCACGGCCAACCGGUACCAGUGCCGUGCUCACCGGCUGGGAUGCAAAUAAUACUGUAGUUGAUGUAGAUGAAACUAUUAUUAGUACUAAGGAUUGUAUUUCUGGGAAAUAUAAGUACCAGGUGGGCGAGGUGUUCGAUUCAAUGUUGUGCGGUCUGGCAAAGGACGCUGCUUGUGGUGCACUGCCUGGAAGUCCCUUGGUAUCUGGAAAUAAGUUGAUUGGUUUGGCUUCCUGGGGUAAUGGUUGUGGCGACAAAUGUAAACCAGGUGUUUUCACGAACAUUGAAUCCUUCAAUUCAUGGAUUCAAAACCUUCAAAACAAAUUGUUUGCUGGAAAGAUAUAAAAAUUAGUAAAAUGUAAACGAGAAAAUAAAUUGUUAUGUUAAGUA
Rhagoletis zephyria (snowberry fruit fly) is the source of this 810-nucleotide messenger RNA. Its product is annotated as trypsin theta-like. The record is from RefSeq and is a predicted model, not a curated record. Gene Ontology annotation, molecular function: serine-type endopeptidase activity. NCBI's taxonomy places the organism in Eukaryota, Metazoa, Arthropoda, Insecta, Diptera, Tephritidae. Gene Ontology annotation, biological process: proteolysis.